ACACGAGUCAGUUCCGUUUCCCCUCUCCGCGUCCGUUCGCUGCUCCGCUCCUCGCUCUCUUCCUUCCACGCCAGCGAUCCGAAACCACCCUACAUCGUCGCAGAAGCUCCGGCGACCGUCAAAGAUGAGGGAGAUCCUCCACGUCCAGGGCGGGCAGUGCGGGAACCAGAUCGGGGCCAAGUUCUGGGAGGUGAUCUGUGACGAGCACGGCAUCGAUGGCACCGGGAAGUACACCGGUGGUACCGACCUGCAGCUCGAGAGGAUCAAUGUCUACUACAAUGAGGCCAGCGGCGGCCGCUACGUUCCUCGUGCUGUGCUUAUGGAUCUCGAACCGGGAACCAUGGAUUCCGUCAGAUCUGGGCCGUUUGGCCAGAUCUUCCGUCCCGACAACUUUGUGUUUGGACAGUCCGGUGCGGGGAACAACUGGGCCAAGGGACACUAUACUGAGGGAGCGGAGCUCAUUGAUUCGGUCCUGGACGUUGUGAGAAAGGAAGCGGAGAAUUGUGACUGCUUGCAGGGCUUUCAAGUUUGCCAUUCUUUGGGAGGAGGAACCGGGUCUGGCAUGGGCACCCUUCUUAUCUCUAAGAUUAGGGAGGAGUAUCCAGAUAGAAUGAUGCUAACCUUCUCUGUUUUCCCAUCACCAAAGGUGUCUGAUACGGUCGUGGAGCCGUACAAUGCUACUCUCUCAGUUCAUCAGCUUGUCGAAAAUGCUGAUGAGUGCAUGGUCCUUGACAAUGAAGCAUUAUACGAUAUCUGCUUCCGCACGCUGAAGCUUUCAAAUCCUACUUUCGGUGAUCUGAAUCACCUUAUCUCCGCCACAAUGAGCGGCGUCACCUGCUGUCUUCGCUUCCCCGGGCAGCUCAAUUCCGACCUCAGAAAGCUUGCCGUAAACCUCAUCCCUUUCCCACGCCUACAUUUCUUCAUGGUAGGAUUUGCACCCCUGACCUCCAGGGGAUCGCAGCAAUACCGGGCUCUGACAGUUCCAGAAUUGACCCAACAAAUGUGGGAUUCCAAGAACAUGAUGUGCGCUGCUGAUCCUCGCCACGGCCGUUACUUAACUGCCUCAGCCAUGUUCCGCGGGAAGAUGAGCACCAAGGAAGUCGACGAGCAGACGCUCAAUGUUCAGAACAAAAACUCUUCCUACUUUGUGGAGUGGAUUCCAAACAACGUCAAAUCCAGCGUCUGCGACAUGCCGCCUAAGGGACUGAAAAUGGCUUCCACUUUCAUCGGUAACUCGACCUCCAUCCAAGAGAUGUUCAGGAGGGUCAGCGAGCAAUUCACUGCCAUGUUCAGGCGAAAGGCUUUCUUGCACUGGUACACCGGAGAGGGUAUGGAUGAGAUGGAAUUCACCGAGGCCGAGAGCAACAUGAAUGAUCUUGUGGCGGAGUACCAGCAGUACCAAGAUGCCACAGCGGAAGAGGAGUACGAGGAGGAAGAAGAAGAGGAAGAAGAACCGACCGAAUAAGAACCAGGAACUGAAUUGAAGCGGCAGCAUGGCGUGGGGAUAAGAUCGUAGGAGCAGCUGCUUGUUUUUUUGCAGUUAAGAUCAUGAUAUCCUUGUUCCAUAUCGUUAUAAAGUUACUUUAAUAUAUUUUAAAUUAUUAAA
Messenger RNA from Zingiber officinale, 1606 nucleotides. RefSeq names its product tubulin beta chain-like. NCBI's taxonomy places the organism in Eukaryota, Viridiplantae, Streptophyta, Magnoliopsida, Zingiberales, Zingiberaceae. The record is from RefSeq and is a predicted model, not a curated record. Gene Ontology annotation, cellular component: cytoplasm; microtubule. Gene Ontology annotation, biological process: mitotic cell cycle; microtubule cytoskeleton organization. Bases 125 to 1465 code for a protein of 446 amino acids. The transcript has 4 exons. Gene Ontology annotation, molecular function: GTPase activity; GTP binding; structural constituent of cytoskeleton.